AUGCCAGGUGUCCGACCUGGAGAGAGACUAUCACUGCUUUUACAUGCUUUGUUCAGCACCACCAGAGGAUGCAAGAAGUACAAGUUGGGGAAUCCAAAGCAAUUCCACUAUCUUAAUCAAUCAAACUGUUAUGAAGUUUCAAAUGUAGAUGAUGCAAAAGAAUACUUGAAGACCAGAAAUGCAAUGGAUAUUGUAGGAAUCAACCAGGAAGAACAGGAUGCUAUCUUUCGUGUGGUCGCCGCAAUCCUCCACCUUGGUAACAUUGACUUUGUCAAAGGGACUGAAGUUGAUUCUUCCAAACUGAAAGAUGAAAAACCACUCUUCCAUCGGACAGCUACAGAGUUGUUCAUGUAA
Arachis stenosperma is the source of this 354-nucleotide messenger RNA. Its product is annotated as myosin-12-like. The coding region runs from base 1 to 354 and encodes 117 amino acids. Gene Ontology annotation, biological process: actin filament organization; vesicle transport along actin filament. The transcript is spliced from 3 exons. The record is from RefSeq and is a predicted model, not a curated record. Gene Ontology annotation, cellular component: vesicle; myosin complex; actin cytoskeleton. Gene Ontology annotation, molecular function: ATP binding; actin filament binding; microfilament motor activity. NCBI's taxonomy places the organism in Eukaryota, Viridiplantae, Streptophyta, Magnoliopsida, Fabales, Fabaceae.